CUAAUACUAAUGAAUAAUUAAAUGAUUCAAAUAAAAUUACAAAAUCGAAAUGUUGUAAUAUAAUCAAGCUUGACGAUAUCUUCAGGCUUGGUUCAAUUACAGGCUUAACACAAACUGAAAAGUGAAAACCGAAAAACGAAAAUUAACCAACAAAAACAAAAUCCAGCUUCAUUGAAGCCCCAAUUCAGAAAUCCAUGGCUGAUCCAAUCGACAGAUACCAAACGCUAAAGCUUAAAGAAUCUCUCUCCGACCCUUCCCUAUACACCCUCGCCUGUAAAGAAUUAAGCUUUAUUCUAAAAUAUGCCUACUCAAAAUCCCCUAAAAAUCUGCAAUUGCUCAUUUUUCAAGAAACCCUCUACGCCUUCAGCUGCCUCCCUGAGGUUCAUACACAGUCAGCAAUUUCUGCUGCAAACUCUCUUCUGCAAAGUGCUGAAUCUGCUCUGCCGAAGCAAAAGAGGGCUUUGGCGGUGGCGGAGCACAAGCACGCUGUAGUUGCUACGAAGAGAAAGUGCAAGACGGUUAACGAAGAAGAAGGUUUAGAUCUGAUUUCGGAGGAUGUUCUUCUACAUAUAUUCAGCUUCUUAGAUUUGCAUUCUCUGGUGAAUGCUUCUGCUGUGUGCCGGUCAUGGAAUGCUGUUGCUAGUGACAACCAACUCUGGAAACUAUUAUUUGCCGUUUUUGUUUCCAAUUGGGAUAAUGUUAGGAAGGAUUAUGAUUGCUUUUAUGGAGUUACUAGGAAUGGUGACAAGUUUCGUUUGUUAGAUGAAGUUUGUGCUGGGGUCAGUACAGACUGGAGACGCGCUUUAAAAAGAGCCUUUAAACAGACUUCUUUUAGCAAAUACAAAUCUUACAGGGGAUACUGUCGGGUUUGCUGUUCGGUCGUUUGGCUAAAUAGCACCAAAUGUCCUGAUAAAACUGAUUCAAAAGAUGGGUGGAACCACCAAAUUUCGCCUAUAUCAAGACAACACAUUGUUGAAUAUAUUUUAAGGAGCUCGAUUUUGGAUUAUUCUUCUUCAGACAGUGACGAUGAUUGUGUAAGCACAUCCGUUUUUAGCAAUAGGCUGUGGGCUUAUCGGAGGCAGACUGUCAGAUGAUCAAUGUGGUCUCGAAUUGUGACAAAAAAUGUUCUUACACCAUUUUUUGUGUUUACGAAAGAAUGCAUAGAUCUCCAUGUAUGAUCUCAGUUAAUUGGAUAAAACUAGAAUUCAAAGUGGUACGUUCAGUUUUGCUGAAAGAUGCCCUACUUUUUCAAUCUAUCCAUGAUCACAUCAACCACAAACUGUUUUUUUUUUUUCCCUGAUAACGACACAAGUUAUAUUGCUUGCAAGGAAUGACUUUGAAUUCAACAGAAGAUAUGCACCGUGAUCACCUUUUUGAAUGCAAACUCACCAAAUUGAGGAGUCAAAAAGUCAGAAAAGACUGACCAGGUGAAUCUCUAUAAUUCCCCACAAAAUCUCAACGCAUUCACAUUCAGUAAACAU
Striga asiatica is the source of this 1481-nucleotide messenger RNA. The record is from the annotation of a GenBank genome assembly. NCBI's taxonomy places the organism in Eukaryota, Viridiplantae, Streptophyta, Magnoliopsida, Lamiales, Orobanchaceae.